Messenger RNA from Adineta ricciae, 1014 nucleotides. The record is from the annotation of a GenBank genome assembly. Lineage: Eukaryota; Metazoa; Rotifera; Eurotatoria; Adinetida; Adinetidae.
AUGCUCGUAACCGUAACGGAAACUGUGGGUUACGGUUCGUAUCCCGUCGCUCGUAAAAGACCAACGGAUCCUUCGCCAGGAACCGGAUCGGAUCCUACGACCGUAUCCGAAAAUAUGAUCCGUGUCAAGGAAUCAAUUGGAAGAGUAUUGGAAGCGGAUGGCCGGAUACGAACGGUUCAUAUGCUCGUAACCGUAACGGAAACUGUGGGUUACGGUUCGUAUCCCGUCGCUCGUAAAAGACCAACGGAUCCUUCGCCAGGAACCGGAUCGGAUCCUACGACCGUAUCCGAAAAUAUGAUCCGUGUCAAGGAAUCAAUCGGAAGAGUAUUGGAAGCGGAUGGCCGGAUACGAAGUCAGAUUCCCAUUGCAGGAAAUCAUGGGAAAGUCAUUGAUCCCGCCGGUUCUUGUCGUACAGCUUUGACAUGGGUAGUAGGGAAUAAUCCAAUGAUAAUUUCAAAUUGGGGCACUACAGACACUGUAGAUGACACAACAACGAGCAUUACUUUGCCCUUCUACGUGGAAUUUUACAACUAUCGAACAUUUACUCUUACGUUGUCAAGCAAUGGAGUUGUGUGUUUUGGUGGAUGCUCAACGGCCUAUAGGAACACAAACUUGCCAAGUAGCUCCUUUUCCAACGCAACGAUUUUUGCGCUCUGGGAUGAUCUAUAUCUUGCACAUGACACAACAUCUGAAGGCAUCUAUUAUUCGACAACUGGAGGAGUUCCAAAUCGACAGUUCACCAUUGAAUACUACGCUUCACGCAGUUCGAAGCUUUAUCGUUUUCAAGUUAUCUUCGAUGAAAAUUCUCUGGGUAUUGUUACCAUUCGAUACUUUCAGGCUGAUGAUGGAGGAGUAAGUGCCACUAUUGGGGUUCAGGAGUCUUCCACUGGAUCUUUCAUGCAAUACGCCGCUGACAAGGCAAAUGCUGUGCCUGUGGAUUCAGCAAGCACAAUCAGUCCGACCUUGACAUUAAUAUUCAAUUCGAAAACCAAUACAUUCACCAAAACUCCCUGA